UAACAGUCGUCAGUUUAGGGGCCAUAUUUAGUAAACGUUGCCGACUGUAAUGUAUUUACUGACACUUUAAAGACUAGUUUGGUUUUCAAAUAAAACAUUCUGUCAACUAUUGUGUAAGUGACGUGUUUUAAACGCGACGGUGAACGGAAAUAAAAAAUAAAAAUAAAAAGCGUGUGGCCAGCUGAACUUGUUGUACACCAAUCUUAUUUUUAUAUGUACAAAAAACAUCACUACCGGUGGCACCUUUAUCGGAAAAUAAAGACGAAUUUGAAUCAAGUCGUAAGUUACUGAUGGCGAUGAAAACAAAAGUGGUUCGUUCUUCCACAGACAUGAAUACCAAACCCUACAGUCCUGAAGAGGCCCGGGGCAUUGUGGGCUCGUUGAAGCAGCCUGCAGUCUUCUGUAACAUGGCUUGCGAUUGGCCAGCACUGAAGUGGAGCGUGGAGUAUCUGUCCAGUGUCCUAGAAGAUAAGCCACUCAGGUUCCGGAUUGGAAAGAGACAGACAGCAAAAGCUCCUCAGUUUGAAACCCAAUGCUGUUAUGCCGAGGCUACGCUGAGUGAAUUUCUAGCUUGGACCCAAGGACAGCCUGACGCUGCUAUCGGACCGUUCAGUACCUCCCCGUACUCACAGUGCUGGGCCUAUGCUGACUACAAGUACAUUGCCAUGCUGUUUGAAGAGGAGUCAGCAAUGUUUCAGGAUGUGGUGUGGACGGACUUUGGAUUCCCAGACAGAGACGGGAGGGAUAGCACUCUGUGGAUUGGCACAGAGGGAGCCAACACUCCUUGUCACCAGGACUCGUACGGAUGUAACCUGGUGCUCCAAGUACACGGAAGAAAACGAUGGCACCUCUUCCCAUCAGAAGACACCCACUGCCUGUACCCCACCAGAAUCCCCUACGAGGAGUCCAGUGUGUUCAGCAGGGUCAAUGUGGUCAAUCCAGAUUGGAAUCGGUUUCCUGCCUUUGCCAAGGCCAGUGCCCAUGUGGUCACACUGAACCCAGGACAGGUCCUUUUUGUUCCUAGACACUGGUGGCACUAUGUGGAGUCCAUUGAUCCAAUCACUGUCAGCAUCAACUCCUGGCUUGAAAUGGACGUCGAUGAUGAAGCACGUGUGGGAGAGGCCCUCACUAAAACACUGGUCUGUGCCCUGAAGUCUGCUCCGAGCCCUGACAAUUCAGAUAACUGGUUAAAUCCCACUGAGGUUGAAGCCACAUCACAUGAAACGAAUCUGCGGUACCUGAGCCUUGCUGUGCAGUCAUGCCUGGGCAAGCGGAAGGACCUCUGUAACGAGACCUUGUCUGUGAAUCCUGGGGCAGCGGUGAGCUCCCACACGAAGAGGAAACGGGAUACCGAUGGAACUACGGCAAAUAAAAUAGGAAGAAAAAAUCAUUGUGAACCUCCGCAGUUUACCUUCGGACCUCACCUGAUUCCCGUGCCUCGGAAAUUAGACGAGCAAUCAGCAAGUCCUGGGGACAAAGGAGGAGAGCGGUGCAGCUGUAAGCACUCUGAUUGCAGUGCACCCAGUAAUAAACUUGAGAGGCACCGCUGUGAAAAAUGCAGUCCCAGCAGUUCACCUGAAAGAGACAGCACUAAUGAGGCUGUGCUGGAGGAAGAUAAGAAGGAAGCAGACACUUUAACAAUCACUACCAACGACCUGCUAGAUUGCCUGCUCCAGCCACAGGUUGUCUCUUUAGUUGCUAAGCUUCUGUUCGAUAAACAGGGCACGUUUUGAUUUUUGUUUGUGUUUCAAUAAUGUUUGUAAUAAGCUCAUCAUUGUUAUUAAGUGUCCAUCUGUUCCUGCCCUCUCUGUUUAUGUAAGAAAGUUAAACAUAUAGUCAAAACUUUACCACAGUAUUUUUGCACUUUUCCCAUGCUUACACAAUGCAUUUACCACAGUUUACCCUGGUUUGCUAUGUUUUUUAAAUAUGCGUUAUCAUA
Molecule: messenger RNA, 1939 nt
Organism: Acipenser ruthenus (sterlet)
Lineage: Eukaryota; Metazoa; Chordata; Actinopteri; Acipenseriformes; Acipenseridae
Product: HSPB1-associated protein 1 homolog
Exons: 8
Coding region: 291-1733 (480 amino acids)
Molecular function (GO): 2-oxoglutarate-dependent dioxygenase activity
Source: RefSeq, a predicted model, not a curated record